Molecule: messenger RNA, 894 nt
Organism: Trichoderma breve
Lineage: Eukaryota; Fungi; Ascomycota; Sordariomycetes; Hypocreales; Hypocreaceae
Exons: 1
Coding region: 1-894 (297 amino acids)
Source: RefSeq, a predicted model, not a curated record
AUGGCGAACGCUAUACAACUCGACCUAGAAAAGGGCAAAAAUACUAUCCACUUCGGAAACGAGUCUACAUCCACCCAUCACCAAGUCGACCAACUCGACCAAAAUGCUUACCCACAGCCACCUGACAACCGGAUCUUGGUUUCGCCAUCCUACUUUGCUCUAGAGUUUGCAAUCAACGGAGAACCUUCUUCUAUUGGAUCACGUCUUCUUCGUACGACACUCUCUUCUGGGUAUGAAGCUCUGAGAGGGAACUUUGGCCAUGCUACGGACCUAGGUUUUCGGAUAUUUGGACUCACGCUAUCUUUUCGAAAUCGCGACGAUAUUCUUUCGGAAUUCCAAUGGUGGCUUGGCCCAGGCCAGCCUCUGGCUUCCCGCUUAAAGCAGGCACGGAACUACCCCGGCGUUCCAACAAGCGAAACUUAUCUCAGCGUAGAGGAUGUGGUCGUGUUGCUUCAUGAUGUCGGAAUAGUCAACUGGCAAGAUGACAUCCUCGAGUUUUCCAACUCGUCAAGACUUCUUCACAACCAAGAAGCCAAUGAUGGAUUCAAUCCUCGGACAGAACAUGGUUCUGGCUUGUUGAACACAGACACAUCCAUACCACAGAGGUAUUCGACACUACCCUGGGAGUCCGCAUGGCGGAGAGUGCCGGCCCUGCAGGCGUUCAACUUUAAUUCUCUCAUGGGCAAUUUAUCAAAGGAAGAGGUCCAUGGAAAAGAAACCCAUACACAGGCUUUUCCCACCCUCGAAGAAAACAGACAGAGAGGCAUCCCAAUAUCCAUUCUCCUUCAGAGCCUAGCUGAUAUAUCAGUUUGCUUAUCAAUUGGUCCUGGAUAUCCUCAGCAAGCAGUGAAAUCGCUGAUAUAUGCGGCCAUAUCCGGAAUUCCUAUACAAUAA